AUGGAGCAAGGGACUAGGCGAGCUGAACCUCACCAAGGAUACAAGGCAUGCAGGCCUGUGCCCCGGGGCAUGCUGCGUGAGGUGCUGAUGGAGUUCACGAGCACGUCCACCCUGCAUGGCAUGCACUAUCUCACUGAGCGAGGACUCACCAGGCUUGAGAAGAUAUUCUGGGCCAUCUUAACGGUGACCAGUGUGUUUCUGUGCCUGUGGGCGUGCAGCAGGGCGUGGUACAAGUGGCAGCAUAACUCCAUGAUCAUCACCGUAAACGAACAACUCAUGUCCGCCACGGAGGUCCCAUUCCCGGCGGUAACCGUGUGCCCCCAGACUAAAGUGAACCAGGACCGAUACAACUACACCAAACUCAUGAUUGCAGUCACGAACUUUACCAAGAACUCAAAUUUACAUCGCGCCACGAAAGACGAAAUUACACAACUAAUGAAAAAUUUUACGGAACAAACACCUUUCAUGAGGCAGCUAGGCAACGUCGAUCUGAUUUGCAAAUCACUUCUAAAUACGUUAGUUCCUGAUGUUGACGAGGAUUUUAUUGCAGAUAUUUUACAGGCAGCACCUACAUUAAAAGAUAUUUUCAUAAACCUCAAGUGGCGAGGGAAGAUAAUAACCCCGAGCCAGAACGUCCAGAACUACCUGUCUCCAGUGCUGACGGCGGAAGGACUGUGUUUCACCUUCAACGGGCUGGCGGCUGACGAAAUAUUUAACAUUGAUUACGUCCAACCGAAGUACAUUUUAUCCAACGUGUCACUCUACAGGAGCCAAGGCUGGUCUCCAGAUGGUGGUUAUAUCAGCUCAGAACAGACUAAUGGAGACAAGCGAUUUGAUCAACCGUAUCCCAGGCGUGGCGAGGAAAGUAAAUUGGAUUCUCCCGACUUUAGAUUGACUCUGCAUGAUACUUUGCGUCGUGAUUUUCUUUGCGACGGCACCUUUUUCCAAGGGUUCAAGGUGUUUCUCCACCACCCGGCAGACCUGCCGCAGUCUACACUCAACUUCUACGCCGCGCAGGCGCACGAGCGCGUCACUUUAGCUGUCAAAGUCAACGUCGUCACCACUUCCGACUCACUGGCGGAUUAUUCAACCGAACUGCGCCAGUGUUAUUUUCCUUCCGAAAGGGCCCUGAAGUACUUCAAGGUGUACACACCUAGCAACUGCAGGCUGGAGUGUCUCACCAACCACACCAUCGAGAGCUGCGGGUGCGCAUGGUUCUACAUGCCACACGACAACAAAACGCCUUUAUGCACAACCGAAAAGAAUAAAAAAUGUGUUCAAGAAGUGCUAGGCCAUUAUGUCACGAGCGAAGGCGAGUUUAGCACCAACAGCACAGACCGUUGCAAAUGCCUGCAGUUGUGCCACAGCGUACAGUAUGAAGCGGAGCCCGUCAGGACCAACUUCGACUUCGCCGGUUUUGAUGAGGCCCGACACAGGUUCCGAAACGAGCUUAAUGGGUUGACGGAACCGUAUAAAUCUCUUAUAGACGGGCUGACUAGAAUCGAGAUGUACUUCAAGGACGCUCAGUUCGUGACGAUGCACCGCAAGGAACUGUUCGGCGCGACGGACUUCCUGGCCGAAUGUGGGGGGUUAGGGGGGGUGUUCCUUGGUUUCUCCUUCCUAAGUCUGGUUGAGCUCAUCUACUUCUGUACUCUAAGAUUAUUCUGCAAGGUCAGUCGACACACCGAUGAAGAUAAAGGGAAGAAUGGUAAAGCAGCGCCCCACGCCAGCAAACUUCAGCCAUAUGACGGGACGCGCGACAUUAAAGAAUAA
This is a messenger RNA of Cydia amplana, 1773 nucleotides long. RefSeq names its product pickpocket protein 28-like. NCBI's taxonomy places the organism in Eukaryota, Metazoa, Arthropoda, Insecta, Lepidoptera, Tortricidae. The transcript has 14 exons. The record is from RefSeq and is a predicted model, not a curated record. Bases 1 to 1773 code for a protein of 590 amino acids. Gene Ontology annotation, biological process: sodium ion transmembrane transport. Gene Ontology annotation, cellular component: plasma membrane. Gene Ontology annotation, molecular function: ligand-gated sodium channel activity.